This is a messenger RNA of Vitrella brassicaformis, 1236 nucleotides long. The record is from the annotation of a GenBank genome assembly. Lineage: Eukaryota; Vitrellaceae.
CUCAUCACGCCUCCUCAUCACGCCACCUUAUCAUCCUGAUGUAUGCCAUGAAUUCGUCGCCCUCCCUGUCGCCACACAGUAUGACGAGUCGGUAUGAGUGGUGGUCGUAGUAGUCUUUGUAGUCGAUGGUGCGGCAGCCCCACACGGGCGGCUGCUGGCGGAUCAGGUCACCGAUGCGGUUACACACAACAGAGGGCGGAGUGCCUGUCCGAUACGACACCAAAUGCGACGACGACGGCAAUGCCAACCUGAAAGAGCAGCGAGGCAAAAGGCAGACAACACGCCAGAUUGCUGUGUCGUGUUCUCCCAUUUGAGUCGCUGCUCACAUGUUGAUGACCAUCUCACGGAAGCUGCCAUGCCGGUUACCAGACUUGUAAACCGAAUCUGCAGACACAGACACACAGCGGCAGACACCAUCCAUGUCAAGUUGCCUCUCCUGUGGUGCUGUGCCCUCUCUCUCUUGCAGUGUUGGCACGGGGGAUCGGCCGCAUCGAAUCGAUAUCUGGCCGGCACCGUCUGCUGUGUGUCCACCACCACGUCCCACUCGCCCAGCUCGUCCCGCCCGUCGGCAUUGCGCGUCAGCUGCAUAUUGUCGCCCAGUCGGUGGCUGAAGAGGCUGUACUGGCGGAUGGCCUCUGGGCGGCUGAGGUAGAGGUCCUUGUCGGCCGUCACCUGCUGCACGUCAGCCGAUGUGAUGAUGAGUGGGAGGGACGCCAGACGGCCACUGCUCCUGGCCAGGCGCAGGAUCGGCUUGUUGCCCGCCCACUGCCCGCCCUUGACCAGCACCCACCACAGGCUCUCCAGAAACCCCCGUUGGGUCAGCUGCUGCUGCCCGGCCCCUCCCUGCUGCUGCUGCUGGGUGGUGUUGGUGUUGUGGUCAUACGUCAGCACGCCGUCGAUCUGUUGCUCGCGCAGCAGUCGGUCGAUGCGCUGUUUGAUGGCCUCGUCCGACAGCAACUGGAGCGCCUCAUCUCCGAGACUAUGCUGCUCGACGAAGGCGUUGAGGAGGGCCGGUGGGCAGCGGGCGACCAAACAGGGAGGCAGCAGUCAGUCACGAUGUGCUGUGCGGCCUUUGUGCUCUCUGUACUCUCUGUGCUCACCGGUGGAUGAGUGUUAUGGCCAGAUGAGCUCGACGAUGCCAUCGUUGUGAUGAUGCAGCAGUGGCGGAGAUUUCCAGUCACUCGAAGACGACAGUUUCCGCCGACUGGAGAUCUCUCCACUCACACAAACGGCACG